Impatiens glandulifera is the source of this 988-nucleotide messenger RNA. Its product is annotated as inactive protein RESTRICTED TEV MOVEMENT 2-like. NCBI's taxonomy places the organism in Eukaryota, Viridiplantae, Streptophyta, Magnoliopsida, Ericales, Balsaminaceae. The transcript has 2 exons. Bases 25 to 855 code for a protein of 276 amino acids. The record is from RefSeq and is a predicted model, not a curated record.
AUCUCUAUAUAUACAUUUAAUUCUAUGAAACAAUUAUCAAUUUAUUUGAAAAGGACAAGCCAGAAGAUGAGUUCAAACAAAAAUACUACUCCAAUGAGUCGAGGUGGAGUACGACCCGUAUAUGAAGUAUUCAAGCCCAUGUCAGAAUGGAACGAAGAAGAACAGUCCGACAUUCUUCUCCUUUAUCUCCCUGGCUUCAUGAAAGAACAAAUAAGGGUUUCAACGGAAGGAGUGAACACCUUAAGGAUCCAAGGGGAGCGUUUAGUUGCGGGUAACAAAUGGAAUCGCUUUGAGGAAGAUUUUCGCAUUCCAGAUCGGUGUAACCUUGGAGGAAUUCAUGCCAAGGUUCAAGGAGGAGUUCUAAUCAUUACCAUGCCAAAGAAGAUAGAAUUCAAACAACCUAAUGAUCGAGUACAACAACAACAAAAACCACUUAUACAAGAACCGGUGCCAGUGCCAGUGCCAAAGCCAAAACCAAUUCCGGAACCUUCUCAAAGGGUGCAAGAAGAAAGCAAGACUAAAAGCAACAAUCUUAUCCCGGAACAAGCUUUUGAAUCCUCAAAUUAUAGAGAAGGGAAUGUUAACAACCUUAACAUGCCCAAAUUCGACCAAGAAAGUGGAAAAGAACCCAAAAUGACAACACUGAGUGGUGAAACCAAAAAUCCUCAAAAGGGUAUUAUUGGUUUAGACAAGGAAACGGAUAAAACCGAUGGUAUCAACUUUCAACAGGCCAUCAGAGGAUUAGGAAAACGAAGCAUGAACGAAGAAAGACAACUACUAGUGAACAUGGGGGCUGCGAUUUUAGUAAUUGUCACAUUUGGGGCAUACCUCUUCUCAGGGAAUGCUAAACUUUAAAUAUAGUUGAAUGUGUACAGAAACUAAAAAUGUGAAUUAUAAAUAUCCUUUGUGUAAAUAAUAAUCAUUUGGAGAUGUAAAAUGGCUGUUACUGUUUAAAUUAAGCAAAUGGACUUAUAUCAGAUUAGUCUAA